Molecule: messenger RNA, 318 nt
Organism: Eruca vesicaria subsp. sativa (arugula)
Lineage: Eukaryota; Viridiplantae; Streptophyta; Magnoliopsida; Brassicales; Brassicaceae
Source: the annotation of a GenBank genome assembly
AUGGCUAAAUCCGUAUACACCAAGUACGAGCCUACAGCUAAGGAGUUGUAUGCAAGCUACGAGCCAAAAGCAGAGCAAUGUGCAGUUUCGGCUUGGAAGAAGCUGAACCAGCUUCCUCUGUUCCCGAGGCUGGCUCAAGUAGCUGUACCAACGGCUGCUUUCUGCUCUGAGAAGUACAAUGAUACGGUGGUGAUGGCUGCGGAGAAAGGGUACAGGGUCUCAUCGUACAUGCCUUUGGUUCCAACAGAGAGGAUCUCAAAGAUCUUCUCCGAGGAGAAGACUGAGAUCAAGGCUUUGGAGUUUCAUCCACUUGAUUGA